Molecule: messenger RNA, 4154 nt
Organism: Apis laboriosa (Himalayan honeybee)
Lineage: Eukaryota; Metazoa; Arthropoda; Insecta; Hymenoptera; Apidae
Gene: Cip4
Product: formin-binding protein 1-like
Exons: 10
Coding region: 135-2036 (633 amino acids)
Biological process (GO): signal transduction
Molecular function (GO): protein binding
Source: RefSeq, a predicted model, not a curated record
CAUGUUUCAUUCAGGAGGCUCGGUCAGAAUAUGAAUGAAAAUUCGUCAGAGGAAGAAGUAACAGGUCGAGAUUGUAUGGUAGAAGCGAUUCAUGUGCCUGAUAAUAUGGGUAGAACCGAUGGAUCCUUGGUCUGAUGGUGUUCGACCAGUCGCGAGUGCACGUUGCGGCAACAGAGUCCAGUUUCACUUUUCGUGCCGAGCUGCUAAACGGCCAGAAAUCUUUCUACCGGCAGCCUUGCGAAAUCUCUCAUUGUCCCGAGGACCAGUACGAGAAUCUAUCCCUGCAUACGCAAAAAGGGAUAGAGUUCCUCGAAAGGUACGGCCAUUUCAUUCGCGAUCGAUGCGCCAUCGAGGUGGAAUAUGCGGCUAAACUCAGACGUCUUGUGAAGAGCUAUCAACCUAAGAAGAAAGAGGAGGAGGAUUAUCAAUACAGUCCAUGUCGAGCAUUCAAAAUGGAAUUGAAUGAGGUAAACGAUCAGGCAGGACAGAGGGAGGUGAUCGCGGAGAAUUUGCAAGCAAACGUACUAAGGGAAUUGAAUAUUCUCGUAAAGGAUUUUAAGGAGGAUCGUAAAAAACAUCUCCAAGAAGGGGCCAGAUUAAUGGCAAAUCUGACCGGUCAGAUUGGAAAUUUGGAGCGUGCUAGGAAAGCGUACGAAAAAGCUUUUCGUGAGGCGGAAAGAGCAGUUGAGAAUUAUCAGAGAGCAGAUGCUGAUUUGAACCUUUCAAGAGCGGAAGUCGAGAAGCAGAGGAUGAAUAUGACUUUAAAAACUCAGCAGAGUGAGGAAGCCAAGACAGAAUAUGCGAAUCAAUUGCAGAAAACGAAUGACAUGCAAACAUUGCAUUAUCACACGGCUAUGCCAGAAGUGUUUCAACAUCUUCAGGAGCUUGAUGAAAAGAGAAUAAAAAAUAUGCGAAACUACAUGCUAAAGUCUGUGGAAAUAGAACGAGCUGUGGCGCCAAUAAUCGCUCAAUGUUUAGACGGUAUUGAAAAAGCAGCAAACGAGAUCAAUGAGAAAAAAGACACAUUAUUGGUAAUCGAACGUUACAAAAGCGGUUUUCAACCUCCAGGAGAUUUUCCAUUCGAAGAUCUUUCUGUGGCUAAAACAUAUGAUAGCAAUAGUCAGUUAUCACAGCCUGUAAUGCAACCAAUACACAAUCAUCAUCUGACAGUGAAGGGUACUGUUUCUGGUAGUAAAAUUAAGAAGAGGGUUGGGCUGUUCGGCAUAUUUAGUAGCAAUAAGAAUAAUGUGCCCGGAUAUGGUGAUGGUGCGAAGGAGGACUGCAGCGAUCUACCACCGAAUCAACGCAAGAAAAGACUUCAACAAAGGUUGGACGAAAUUCAAGCAAAAAUUCAACAAGAGACUGCGGCAAGGGAUGGUUUGAUGAAGAUGAAAGGGGUAUACGAGCAAAAUCCUGCAUUAGGCGAUCCAAUGAGCAUAGAAGGACAGUUAAAUCAAUCUAGCAACAAACUGGAUAAACUCGGUGCAGAAUUGGCAAAAUUCCAAGGUUAUCUCGAAGAAGCAAUGCGCGCCGGAGUUAGUUUAUCCAGUCCCAGUCAAGCACCACGAAAACCAACUAGUAAUGGUUCUGCAACAAGACCGCUGAGUUCAAGAAGAUCCAGUCAUUCGGGAGGAGAAGAAAGUCUUUCAAGAUCAGCAUCUGAUUCCAGUGUAAGCAAUGCGAAUGCUAAUCAACCGAUACAUAAGAAAAGUGCUCCGGGUACGCCGCAACCGACACAUGGUUCCACGAAUAGCCCGGAAUCUGGUCUUGGAGAAUCGAGGACAUCCCUUCCUGGUAGUGGUGGCGAAGAAUAUUAUGUUGAUGAAAUUGAUGCUCAACCACCAUUAGGAACAUGUAGGGCUCUUUAUCCUUUCGAUGCAACUAGUGAAGGUUCUAUACCAAUGUAUGAUGGAGAAGAAUUAUAUAUGAUUGAAUUAGAUCAAGGAGAUGGAUGGACGCGUGUACGGCGUAUUUCACAACCAAUCGAAGGCUUUGUACCUACAUCUUACAUAGAGUGUCAUCUCUAUAAUACUUAGCCAUUUCUUUUAGGACGUUAAACAAUUGAGAAGUGGGGAAAUUUCAAGAUUAUUUAUGCUAUUAGUUCAAUAUGAUGGUAUACUGAACGAUUAAAAAUAGCAAUUCACAAAAAUUGGAGGUUCUAUGUUGAGGAUUUGGUGUUGAUUGAAUGGCACUAGUUUUCAGAAUGUAUUCUGGUCAAAUCAUGGGUCUAAUCCCAUAAAAAUGUCAUUGAUAUAAGUGAAAAUUAAUAUGUGCCAAUACUUUGAUUUUUGGGAGAAAAUCUCAUGACUCAUCAAAGAUUCAGUCAAUUGUUCACCCAACAUACCUCUUUUUAGCUUCUAUCAAGUUUAUUGAACAAGAAAGAACAAAGAGAAAAUAAGUUUCAUUUUUAAUAUCUAAUUUCUUUUAUACAAAAGUGAUCAACACGUUCAACUCACUUAAAUAUUAAAUAUAGUAAGAAUAGUAAGAUCCUACAACUAUUUAGAAUGCUGUUAUGUCCAAUCGUUUUAAAGAGAUUUUGUCAUACAGUACAUUUUUCUAAGAAAAAUGCUAAAAGCACCCUGAUCAUUUGAAUAACUCUAAAAAUAUGUUUCUGUAAUUUAGAUAUGCACAAGUGAACAAUUUGCAACUUCAUUAUUGAAAGUAUAAUAAAAAUAACAAAUAUCUGUCAUAUAAUACACAUACACAUAUAUGUAUAACAUAUGCUCCGCCUACAUGUCACGGAUAAAAUUACGAUUGUUGUAAUGACAUGAAGAUUUAUGUAUUUUUUUUUUUUUUUUAUUAAUUUUGUUGUAAAGCAGGCAACUCACGAAUAGAUUCACACUAUCUCCGCUGAAGUUCAAGAAACUGUUCAAUUUCAGUGUUUUUAGAAUAAAUUUUUAUCUAAAUGAUUUAUAUAUAUAUUACAAAAAAUGUUUAUUUGUUUUAAUAUAUCAAUAUUUGUUUCUUGCUUUUGCCGAUGAUAGGAAGGUGAUGUCGCUUCUUUACAAUUAUUUUUGAGUCGUUUUUUGACUUUUAUUGUUAUAUAAGUAUAUUAAUUGAUGUUAGNUUUUUUUUUUUUUUUUUUUUUUUUUUUUUUUUUUUUUUUUUUUUUUUUUAAUGCAACUAGAAGGUGAUUAGGUGGUGCUCUGUACAGCAAGUAGAUUCCGAGUAUUGAUCGGCUAAGUUUUGUUUAUGAUAUUGCCUGGAUGUGAAUUUAGUUAAGAUAUAUUGUGUACAUAUUGCAAGGGAUAUGGGAGGAGAAACAAAAUGUAUGGUACGUGUGUGAGUGCCAGGUUCGAUACGUAUCGUGCGAAGUGAUGAAUUAUUUCCAUUGCAUAUAAAUACGAAAUAGUGAUGUUGAAUUAUUAUUUUUUUUCCCCCUUUUUUUUAUAAAUAUAAAAAAAACGUCUCUAUUUCGGCAUUUUUGGAAAAAAUUCUUAGCUUCUCAGUUACAAAGCUAGAUUCGUCCUAGAUUCGAUUGCGAUGUAUCAAAAUCGUGUAGUCGUAUAUAUCGCGUAUUAAAAAUAUGUAUAUGUAUAUAUAUAAAAUCUAUAAUCACUCAUUAAAGUAUAGUCUCGGUAUAUAAGGUACGAAAGUACAUAAAUUAAAUAAUAUCAUAGCCUUUUUCUCAGCCGCGAUUGUUGCCUAUUUGGUGUAAUUUCUUUGACUCUUUAACAUACGAUUUUACUGUAAGUUUUGCUGCAUUUUGCAAUCGAUCGUAAACAUGCGCCUCGUGUUUUCACGAUUUUUUAUAAUUUAUCCUUAAUCGUCAAAGAAUAAGCAUCGAGAAUUUUUAGAUUUUGCGAGAGUCGACAGUAUUUUCGCAUGCGGUCUUUGAUGUUGAUAGAAAAUUAAUCGCAAUACUUUUUGCUCGUUGAUAGGCUGUAUCACUUUAUAAAAGUGAAAAGAGAAAAUCAUUAGAUAACGAUGAAAAGAAAAAAGAACGAUAUCCUUACGUCUACCUUAAUUCUUAACAUUCAACUGCGUCCAUUCUAUGUAUAUUUUGUGAUUUUAUAUCCAUGAACAAGUAUUGUAGAUAAUUAACUCCGUGACUCAUUAUACGUUUAAUUAUUAUUAUUAUUAUUAUUAUUAUUAUUAUUAUUAUUAUUAUUAUUAUUAAUUAUUAUUAUUAUUAUUAUUAAUAUUGAAAAAAU